Molecule: messenger RNA, 1269 nt
Organism: Magallana angulata
Lineage: Eukaryota; Metazoa; Mollusca; Bivalvia; Ostreida; Ostreidae
Product: zinc finger protein 569-like
Exons: 2
Coding region: 406-1125 (239 amino acids)
Source: RefSeq, a predicted model, not a curated record
UCGAGCCAGGAAGUCAUAAAACAGUUGUACUUGUACAAGCAAGUUUAAUUUAAGAAAGCCAUAUCAGAUGCUUUUAUUAAUCAUAUUCAUUUGAAAUAUUCUACUGUACAACAUUCCUUACGAAAAGGUAGAAAUUGAAAUAUAAAAAUUAAACACAUAAAUGCCCUCUUUAAAACUUUAUCUACAGCUAUAUAAAACUAACAGCCAAAAGUACCCUGUUUCUGGACCCCUCGACGACAGUGUGCGACUGACCUGUUUACCUAAAAAGCUCGCAUUAAAACUCGCUCGCAUUUAAAAAUCAGAUUUUUCUUUGUUCACUUCUCGCACUGUCUUUCUAGAUCUGUCCUCCACGCCACCGAGAAGCGAUACCUGUUUACUUUCUAAAUUCAGCUCGCGAGAGUUAUAAUGGCAUCAGAAUUCGAAGUAUUAGAACUACAGGACGCAUUAUUUUCAGAACUACGAGACAAAACAGAUAAGGAUGAGGUUGAUGCAAAGAUUGAUCCAUCAGAGGAUAUAUCAAAUGUUGUAUCCACACAAGUGAAUGACAAUGAAGAUAAUUGGAGAUGCAGACACUGCACAAAAGAAUAUAAACGUAGAUCUUCGCUCUUAAGGCACAUCAAAGUGCAUAGUGCACAACACAUUUGCAAGAUCUGCACUCGAGUGUUUCAAUCAGAAGAAGAUCUACAAAGUCAUAAUUCAGAAAAACAUUCCGACCAUUUUCUGUGUGAUACAUGUGGCAAGUCGUUUAAUCGGAGUUCGUCACUGAGGCAGCGCAUUAAGAAUAUGCAUGGGAACAGGACAGAGCACUGCCCAUUCGAACACUGUCGGAAGAACUUUGCUUCUAAAAAACUGCUGGCUGAUCACUUUAACAGCCACACAGGGGUCAAACCCUAUUCCUGUCAGGAGUGCAAGAAAACCUUCGCCAGCCAAUCUUGCUUUUCGCACCACAAGGCAAAGUGUAUGAAGAAAGUCGUAUGUACUGAAUGCGGUGAAAACUGUACAAAGUCUGCCUUGUUAGAGCACAUACAGAGUAAGCACAAAGUUCAACGAUUUAUCUGCGCAUGUGGAAAGCAGUAUAGAUGGAGAGUCAACCUGUGUAGACACAAAAAGACUUGUCUACAAUAGCUUCGAGUGUAUAUUUUCGUUAUUUGGUAAAAACCCUAAUUGUUUGUCCAUACUCAGGGUUUGAAUCAUUUUUAAUUUGUUUAAGUUUAUCAAUAAUAUUUCUGUCGAGAUUACCUUAUUAUAAUACCGGAUUUUUGUUCCUUU